Macrosiphum euphorbiae (potato aphid) is the source of this 1740-nucleotide messenger RNA. The record is from the annotation of a GenBank genome assembly. Lineage: Eukaryota; Metazoa; Arthropoda; Insecta; Hemiptera; Aphididae.
AUGUCCGAAUCCUACUCACGUAACUACUGGAAGAAUGAUGAUAUCGCCGAUGAGAUUAAAAAGUUCAUCAAAAAUCCUGAUACGCCGGUGGAGAUGACUGUCCCUAGAAUGGAGAAAUUCUUGAAGAUCUCAAGUUAUAUGUCGUGUCGGAUUUUAAGUUGUGUUUGCGAUAGAUGGAUUUGGAAUAAGAAGAUUGAUGCACGAUCAAUGAUUUCUAUUUGUGACCGAUCUCUUUGUAACCAUAAACUAUAUGAGCAUGUGUCACAUAUGGUAAAUGCUCCAGAAACAGUGUUAAACCAUUUGACAAUGUUAAUACUUGAUUUUGAAAAAAAAACUAAUAAAAUAGAAAGCCUGUUAAAGUUGCCCUCUAGUUAUGAAAGAAAUUCUGAAGUGAGGAGUCAUGAACAAUUAAAAGGUCUCGUUAAUCAUGAAAUAAAAUUUUUUAGAGAUCUUGAUUCUUCACCUGAAGAUUUAUCCAAAAAACCGCCAUUCGAGUCUCCAGCUAUAGCAGAUAUUUUUAUGCACUUUUGUUUGUUUCACUUUUCACGUGAUACCAUUGAAUUAAAAAUGGCAUUAUGUAUCUCCAGACAAAUUUUAGAUUAUUUUAAUGAUUGGAUAUGGGUUACUCCUAAGGAGCUUCCAUUUCUCAAUAAAUUUAAACUCAAUAACAGUUAUACAUUUUAUUACCAGAGGUAUCAAGAGUAUUGUAUUUCUUCCUUUUCCAAUGAUUCUAAAAUAGAACCAAGUUAUUCAAGCAGUAUAAUAUUUGGCCAGGAUGUAUUAAGAUAUACCCUAAAAAUAUUUAGAACAUAUAUCACAAAUUGGUGUAUUAUAAAAUCACAAAAUAGUUCCUUCUGUAAAAAACGUUCAUUCAUGAAAUCGUUUCCAAAUUUUCUGGAUUUAUUAGAACAAGAAGUAUAUGAAAUUGAUUCGCCUAUAUGGGAUCCAAAUUUUACAAAUACUCUAUCUACAAAAAAAAUCUUAGAUAGAUUAAACUUAAAAUUACAUGAAUUGACAAAAAAUCAAUUUAAUGCAAAUAGAUUGAAUUCCAAUAUACCAGGAAGAAUAAACAACAAUCUUUCGAAUGGAGUUACAUUAAAAAUACCAGAUGUUAAACAUAAUGAAAUGUUUAAAAACUAUGUAGCAACGGAUACAAUUUUUGAUACAUUUGAGGAUAUACAUUUUGAUGUUGGUGCUAACACAUCUUUAAAGGGUUCUAUAAGAAACCAUAAAAUACGUCGACCUCCAGCAGAAGACAAACACUUAGGAAUAGAAAUGAUGGUAUUUGAUAGUUUUUCAAAUUUUACAAAAUGUGUGUUAUGCCGAAAAGAGCUAAGAAAUAUGUACCAAACUCGGUUGCCAAGACUUUCAGAUACAUACAUUGCAAGAUUGCAAACAGACGAACAAAUACAAACAUUGGCUAUGUUGGAAGACGGUAUUCCUAUUGGUGGUAUAUAUUUCCGGACUUUCAACUCUCAAGGAUUCGCUGAAAUAGUAUUAUGUAUAUUCAAAGUCGAUUUACAUGUAAAUGGAUAUGAAUCGCGUCUAAUGAAUUAUUUAAAGGACCUUCAUAUUAAACAAAAUAUAUUUGAUUUAUUAGUGUAUGCUGAUAAAGAAAAAUUUGCAUUUUUUAAAAAUCACAAUUUUAGUUCAGAAGUGAAAUUGUCAAAUAAAAAAUAUAAAAAGUAUAUAGUUCACUAUGAAGAUUCCAAGUUGAUGCAUUGCAGUCUAAAGAAGUGA